UGAAGUUCAUAAACUGCGUUAAUAACCAAGUACCUAUUAUCUAUUACCCACAGUUUAAUUGAUAAAAAAAGGCACCAGAAGAUUAAUUUAGCCGCGUUUGUAUUCACUAUUCACGCCGGAGUCCGGAACGAUGAAGAUCAAUGAACUGCGAAGAAAGUGUUGAUACGAAAAUGAUACAAUUUUGCGAUCGAGUAUUAUUUAUUAUUGUUAUGGUUAUAGCUACUGGUUCUCUCACAGUGUUCCUUUCCUUUCCCAUAGCCAUAGCCAUAGUGUUUAGCGAACGUUCCGUUAGGGCUCAGAAUGCAGUCAGAUUUUGAGACGGAGCACGCGCUGCUAAUGUCGUCAUUUGUCUACGGCCCAACACCGGUGAAAGUUUUCGGUUACAUGGUUCGCGAAAUUUUACCACUUUUACGUAAUUAUUAUUAUGGUGUCGUGCUGCUGAAGCUGAAAACUUGAAAAGCUGCGAAUAUGAGUGAUAAGCUUUUGCUGACUACAGAUAUGGUCGCUUCUAAUGAUAUCCUCAAUCCUUUUAUACAUCAUUUGGAGCUGACUACGACGUAUGAUAAAAUAAGGACGGCUGUCUUUACCAUUAUAAUUUUACCCAUUAGAUUGGCCAUUAUUUCGGGAGUUUUGAUAUUGGCGUGGAUUUUGGCCUGUAUCGGACUUUACGGAUUGACUGAAGAAGAUCUCACCAAGAAACCUAUUACAGGAUGGAGACGCCUAACGAAGAAAAUAGCAAGCGUCAUGAUGCGCUUCAUGUGGUUGGUGGCGGGUUUCCAUUAUGUACCAAUUAAAGGAAAACAAGCUACAAGAAAAGAAGCUGCUAUUUUCGUAACAGCUCCUCAUUCGUCGUUUGUCGAUAUAUUACCUGUGGUGAAAAUAGGCGCGCCGACUGUCGUAGCUAAGAAAGAAAUCGGCCUGAUACCCAUUUUUGGAAAAAUAUUGAAUUUCACUCAACCUAUUUACGUUGGUAGAGAUGAUCCGGAUUCUAGACAAAAAACCAUACAAGAUAUCAUCGAUAGAACAACAUCGAAAGAAGACUGGGCUCAAGUAUUGAUAUUCCCUGAAGGAACGUGUACGAAUCGUUCUUGUCUAAUUACUUUCAAACCUGGCGCAUUUUAUCCUGGAGUUCCAGUACAACCUGUUUUAAUUCGUUAUCCUAAUAAAUUGGAUACAGUUACGUGGACGUGGGAUGGUCCUGGAGCAUUGAAAUUAUUAUGGUUAACAUUGACCCGGGCACAUAGCAAAUGUGAAAUCGAAUUUUUACCUGUUUACACUCCAAAUGAAGAAGAGAAAAAAGAUCCUAAAUUAUUCGCCCAUAAUGUACGAAACGUUAUGGCCAAAGCUUUAGGUAUUCCUACAUCCGAUUACACCUACGAAGAUUGUCGAUUAGUCAAAAAAGCCAAAGAAUUACAGCUGUUCCAGAAUUCCCAGCUUAUUCAUACUCAAAAGCUGAGGAUUCGUUUAGGCAUUACCAGACGAAAAGUCGAACUGCAGUAUCUGACUGCGAACCAAAAUAUUUUUAAGCCUGACCAAAGACAAUUUCUCAACAAACAGCAGUUCGUCGAGUUUCUCGGGAUACACGAUCACGGAGAUCACGAAUUGGAAGAGUUGUUUCAAAUUUAUUCCAUUCAUGAGAACGGCGACACCUUUAUAGACUUACAAAAAUACCUCCUGGCGGUUUUAUUAAUCGAGAAAUCUACCAGCAGAAACGAUAUGGUGCAUUUAGCCUUUGGUUGGCUGAGUAACAGCGUAGAUAAAAAAUGGUUCCAGUAUAUUAUGUCGUUAGUUCAUGGCAUGUCUUACGAUCACGCCGAAACCAUCUUCAACGAAAUAACGCUGAAAGAAAAAUCAACCAUCAAAUAUGAUGAGUACUUGACACACACUCGAAUGUAUCCAGAAACCAUCGAAGAUAAUAAUAACCAAAGCACGGUCUAUAUUCAUAAAAAAGACAACUGACAUUCGUCUAGACAACACGAAGAUGUUGAAAAAGCUAUCCUACCCGAGUUAACUGAUUAAACCCAACUUUCUUUCUCACUCGACGGUAUUUUUUACGAAAAUUCUUUCUCGUACUCGUAUAACGUGCUAUUCUGUGUGUCCAAUUAUUUUAGUGUGUUUAAUUAUAUGUACGACGACCUCAAUUUAAGAUGUAAAUAUGUACCUCGUUUUUGUUUUUAUAUGUUUACAAAUUUAUAUUAUGAUUGUAUUAUCUGCCUACCUAUACCUUUUUAUAAACGUCUUGAAUAAUUCUUCUAUGGACGACGAAGCACCUUGUCUGUUUGUAUGUAUGUAUGUGAUGAUUUUGUUGUGAUAGAAAUCAUAUUUAAUUCUCUGUUUUGUAUAUCGACAAAAUGUACUGCGUAAAGAUAGUCGUGUAAAGGUUUUACGAUGAAUAAGUUCCUAUUACCUAUUUUUUUCCUUUUUUGUUAAAGUUAAAGUGCAUUUAACGUUCACAUUAUACGGUGGAUAACGAAAUGCGCGAUUGUUACGUUCUUAUUAUUUAUUAUAUUCUAAUAUUCGUCAUCUUUACCUCGUUUGUUUGUUGUUUUUUCUUCUUAUUUUUCUUUUCUAAAUGUAUAUAUUCGUGAAAUAUAGUUUUGUUGUGAUUUAA
Messenger RNA from Planococcus citri (citrus mealybug), 2611 nucleotides. It is a transcript of the gene LPCAT, whose product is annotated as lysophosphatidylcholine acyltransferase. The transcript is spliced from 12 exons. NCBI's taxonomy places the organism in Eukaryota, Metazoa, Arthropoda, Insecta, Hemiptera, Pseudococcidae. The record is from RefSeq and is a predicted model, not a curated record. Gene Ontology annotation, cellular component: endoplasmic reticulum. Gene Ontology annotation, molecular function: lysophosphatidic acid acyltransferase activity. Bases 469 to 1959 code for a protein of 496 amino acids.